ACUGUCUUUUCUUUCACCUUCUUCUGCAAAUUUUUAAGUAUAUAUGUCAACUUCGCAACUUCGACUCUCAUCUUUGACCUUUCCUGAAAACUUCAUCUUUGAGGUUUUCUCAUAAAGAUUGAAACUCUCCAUCUGGGUAUUUGUUUGUUGAUCACCUUGAGUGCUUUUAGUCAUUUUAUUUAAGUUUUGAUCAAGAAACAAUAAAUCUUGAAAAUGGGCAUGUGUAGUAGUAAAAGUAACAGUGGAGGUGCUAACCCAUAUGCUCAUACAACAAGAUCUGUUGAACCCAAAAUAGUUGACACAAAAUCACCACCUAAGGGAGCCCAAUUGCCUUCCCGGAGACAGGCGCCAACGCCUAGCCCGAAAAAGGUUCACAACACGAUCCUUGGGAAACCAUAUGAAGAUGUUAAAGAAUUCUACACAAUGGGGAAAGAAUUGGGUAAAGGUCAAUUUGGUGUCACUUAUCUUUGUAUUGAAAACUCAAGUGGUCAAAAGUAUGCUUGUAAGUCGAUAUCGAAAAAGAAACUUGUGACAAAGAGUGAUAAAGAUGAUAUGAGGAAAGAGAUACAGAUCAUGCAACAUUUAAGUGGGCAAGCUAAUAUUGUUGAGUUUAAAGGUGCUUAUGAAGAUAAGCAAUCUGUUCAUUUGGUUAUGGAGGUUUGUGAAGGAGGUGAGCUUUUUGAUAGGAUUAUUGAAAAGGGUCAUUAUAGUGAACGGGCUGCAGCCUCUGUUUGUAGGUCGAUUGUGAAUGUUGUUCAUGUUUGUCACUUUAUGGGUGUGAUGCACCGUGAUUUGAAGCCAGAAAAUUUCUUGCUUUCGGAUAAGAGUCAGAAUGCGCUUCUAAAGGCUACAGAUUUCGGGUUAUCACUGUUCAUUCAAGAAGGGAAAACACACCGGGAUAUUGUUGGUAGUGCCUAUUAUGUUGCACCUGAAGUGUUGAAGAAAAAAUAUGGUAAGGAAAUAGACAUAUGGAGUGCAGGGGUGAUACUAUAUAUCUUGCUAAGCGGAGUGCCUCCCUUCUGGGCAGAAACAGAGAAAGGUAUAUUUGAUGCCAUAUUAGAAGGACGCAUUGACUUUGAAAGCGAUCCCUGGCCAUCUAUAUCCAAGAGUGCCAAAGAUCUUAUCCGGAGGAUGCUGACCCAGGACCCAACGAAGCGUAUAACUGCUGCUCAAGUUCUUGAGCAUCCUUGGAUAAGAGUAGAUGGUGAUGCAUCAGACAAGCCAAUCGACAGCGCCGUUCUUUCAAGGAUGAAGCAAUUCAAAGUUAUGAACAAGCUCAAGAAACUUGCCCUCAAGGUUAUUGCGGAAAAUCUGUCAGCAGAAGAAAUUCAGGGGCUGAAAUCGAUGUUUAAAAACAUCGACACUGAUAACAGUGGGACAAUUACCUAUGAAGAGCUUAAAACUGGGCUGGCCCGAUUGGGAUCAAAGCUCACAGAGGCUGAAGUGAAGCAACUCAUGGAAGCUGCUGAUGUUGAUGGAAACGGGUCGAUUGAUUACAUCGAGUUUAUCACAGCAACAAUGCAUCGACACAAGUUGGAAAGGGAGGACCAUGUUUACAAAGCAUUCCAGCAUUUUGAUACCGACAAUAGUGGUUUUAUUACAAGAGAUGAACUGGAAAUAGCAAUGAAAAAUUAUAAUAUGGGAGAUGAAGCCACCAUUAAAGAGAUAAUAGCAGAAGUGGAUACUGAUAAUGAUGGGAAGAUAAAUUAUGAAGAAUUCUGCACGAUGAUGAGAAGUGGAACCCAGCCAGGGAAGCUGUUCUAAUAUGUUUUUAGCAGCAAAGCACUGCAGAAAGCAUAAGAAAACUGACAAUGGCAACUAGAUGGGAACAACAGAUCAUAUCAAGAGUUGAAUAAUCCAGAAGAACAGAGCCUUGUUGUAUGAUAUAAGGCUUCAAGCAAUUUUCGAGUACUAGCAUUAUAAAGAUUGUUUGUAUGAUAUUCAUUUAAACCACUCUGUUUAUGAAACUUCAUUUAUUUCUGCAACAUUCUAUAUUUCUAUAGCCUUUUAAAAAGGCCUGUCUUGAGUGGCCUAACGGUCAUUCCUAUACAGUUCAUAGAAAUUCAAUAAACAAAAGUAACAAUUAUUCGUAUCA
Messenger RNA from Erigeron canadensis, 2095 nucleotides. RefSeq names its product calcium-dependent protein kinase 19-like. Bases 214 to 1764 code for a protein of 516 amino acids. The record is from RefSeq and is a predicted model, not a curated record. Gene Ontology annotation, cellular component: cytoplasm; nucleus. Gene Ontology annotation, biological process: protein autophosphorylation; peptidyl-serine phosphorylation; intracellular signal transduction. The transcript is spliced from 8 exons. Gene Ontology annotation, molecular function: ATP binding; calmodulin binding; calcium-dependent protein serine/threonine kinase activity. NCBI's taxonomy places the organism in Eukaryota, Viridiplantae, Streptophyta, Magnoliopsida, Asterales, Asteraceae.